Molecule: messenger RNA, 2430 nt
Organism: Budorcas taxicolor (takin)
Lineage: Eukaryota; Metazoa; Chordata; Mammalia; Artiodactyla; Bovidae
Gene: GPR156
Product: G protein-coupled receptor 156
Exons: 9
Coding region: 1-2430 (809 amino acids)
Biological process (GO): gamma-aminobutyric acid signaling pathway; G protein-coupled receptor signaling pathway
Cellular component (GO): G protein-coupled receptor heterodimeric complex; membrane
Molecular function (GO): G protein-coupled GABA receptor activity
Source: RefSeq, a predicted model, not a curated record
AUGGAGCCUGAAAUAAACUGCUCUGAAUUGUGUGAUGGUUUUUCUGGUCAGGAGCUGGAACGUAGACCCCUUCAUGAUCUCUGCAGAACUACAAUUACCUCUUCCCACCACAGCAGUAAGACCAUUUCUUCAUUAUCUCCUGCCCUCUUGGGUAUUGUUUGGACUUUCCUAAGCUGUGGACUUCUCCUCAUCGCCUUCUUUCUUGGCUUCACAAUUCGCUGCAGGAAGAACAGGAUUGUGAAGAUGUCCAGUCCCAAUCUGAACAUUGUGACCUUAUUGGGCAGUUGUCUGACUUACAGUAGUGCUUACCUCUUUGGGAUUCACAAUCAAGGUGCUUUAGUGGGAAGUUCAAUGGAAACUCUCAUUCAGAUAAGACUCUCCAUGUUGUGCAUUGGAACCUCCCUGGUAUUUGGCCCCAUUCUUGGGAAGAGCUGGCGACUCUACAAGGUGUUUACCCAGAGGGUUCCGGACAAGAGAGUGAUAAUCAAAGACCUGCAGCUUCUGGGGUUGGUGGCAGCCCUGGUGAUAGCUGAUGUGAUCCUGCUCAUGACUUGGGUGCUGACUGAUCCCAUCCAGUGUCUCCAGAUUCUCAGUGUCAGUAUGACGGUGACAGGGAGAGACGUGUCCUGCUCUCUGACCAGCACACACUUCUGUGCUUCCCGGUACUCCGACGUCUGGAUUGCUCUCAUUUUGGGAUGCAAGGGUCUGCUGCUGCUAUAUGGGGCCUACCUGGCUGGCCUGACUGACCACGUCAGCUCUCCUCCUGUAAAUCAGUCUUUAACCAUCAUGGUUGGGGUCAACCUCGUGGUACUGGCUGCUGGGCUGCUUUUUGUGGUCACCAGAUACCUGUACUCCUGGCCCAACCUGGUCUUCGGGCUCACGUCUGGAGGUAUCUUUGUUUGCACAACCACAAUCAACUGCUUCAUCUUCAUUCCCCAGCUGAAGCAAUGGAAGGCAUUUGAAGACGAAAACCAAACAAUCAGACGCAUGGCCAAAUAUUUCAGCACUCCCAGCAAAAGCUUGCACACCCAGUAUGGUGAGGAGCAGAAUUGCCACGUUAGAGGAGAGAAAAACUCCAUGGAGAGACUCCUCACAGAAAAAAAUGCUGUGAUUGAAAGCCUGCAAGAACAAGUAAACAAUGCCAGAGAGAAGCUGGUGAGACUGAUGUCAGCAGGGUGCUCCUCUGACCUCCCAGAGGAGGCUGUGCCACCUGCCUCUUCCCACCACAAGGACAUCCUGGCCACAGCCUCUGCCCAUAGACUGGCACCUCAAGGGCCUUCAGAAUGCCUCUCUGACUCUCAGAAUGAUACCAGUGCGGCCACCCAGGACCCCCAGAGUACCUCAGUGCUGGCCUCAAGUGUAGAAGGCCUCAAGGGGCCUGUGAAGGACACCAGCCCCUCCACAGGGCAGAAGCAGAAAAUUUCUGACCUGAAAGACCUUUCUAAUCCGUUACAUUUGGGCUGCAGCCAGAAGCCAUGGGCUGAGCAAAGCCAGACUGCAGAAAGAAGAGACCAGGUACCCAUGGCCCUCAACCAGUGUCUCAUGCAAAGUGAAGAAGGCUCUGUUCCCCAGAGACAUGGGCAGGUAGAGAACUCAGAAGGGCCCCAAGAGCAACUGUCAAGAGUCAAUUCAGUGAUCAGGGAGAAACUUCAGGAAGUCCUCCAAGAUCUGGGCCUGGGCCCUGGGGCUCCCCUCCUCUCUUCCUUGUCUUGUCCCCAGCAGCCCUGGAAAAGCAAUGCUGCCCACAGCCCCCAGAAGGUGCCCCUCUCCAAGGAGCCAGGCUUCAGCCCCUCCAUGGUGAGGAGAAGGCGGGCGGCACAGCGGGCUUGCUCACACUUUCUAGGCGCUGUACCCUCCUAUGUGGGGCAUCGGGUAAACAGGGUCAUUUCUGGGCAAAAUGUACAGGACAGGGACAGCCCCUGCCUGGACCCCCAAACUGCUGAUCCCAGGGUAGCAAGACCCUCUUCUGGGAAUCCUUUAGUACUCCCUGCUCCUCGAGGCAAGCCAGGCGCCCUAGAGGGCCUCACACAGCGCCAGGCAGAGCCCCAGGGAACCGAACAGAGCCUCACAUCCUUUCCCCAAAAGUCUUCCGGUUCUGGCCGGAAGCUGUGUCCCGCUACCCCACGCCCAUCCAAGGCCUCCCCCGACCUGCCUGGGCAGCGGCAGCCCCCAGCGUCCCCAGGCUGCCCCUCCUUGUCUUCUCCGAGUAGCUACCUUGACACCGAAUCCAGCAGCUCAGACGAGCUCUUCUGCCGCUGCCACCGGCCCUACUGCGAGAUUUGCUUCCAGAGCUCCUCUGACUCCAGUGACAGUGGAUCGUCAGAUACCGACCCUGAGCCUGCAGGGGCGCUGGCUUCCUGGGAAAAGCUGUUGGCCCGCUCGAAGCCUAUCGUGAACUUCAAAGAUGAUUUGAAACCCACACUGGUGUGA